AUGGGAGGCGGAGCUCCUGAAGCUGGAAGCGGAGCUGAAGCGACGUGGAGGAGCCGACGAGGCCGAGCAGCUCCCGGGCCUCCCUCGCCUGCGGCUGCUCCCAGCCCCGGCGGGAUGCGCCCGUGGGAGCGUCGGUCGGCGUGUCGGAUCGCAGCCCGCAGGCACGCCGUGCGUGCGGCCCGGCGGGAGCAGGUUCCUCUGAACUCACACGUGCCUACGCUUCUCAUGAAAACUGUGCCAGGACAGGGCUGCUGUCUGGGGGAGCAGCGCACUGUUGACAUCGCUGACAUCUGCGAGUCGCUCCGGGAAAGACAGCGUCACGACAGCGAGAGGUCGACCUGCAGUGCCUUGGAGAGGAAUGACAUUGAAGCUGUGGAAGCGCUUGUUUGUAUGAGCUCCUGGGGUCAAAGAGCACAGAAGGGUGACAUAUUAAAGAUAAGGCCACUGACACCCUUCUCGGACUCGGGUGAUUUCACAAUGCACACUGAAGCUACGUCUGAAUUGCCAAAGGAUUAUUUAUCUACACUGUGCAUGACCCCUCCGCACAGCCCUGACUUUGUGGAGAUGUCAGCUGCCGUGCUGCUGCCCUCACAAGUCACUUACUCCAAACCCAGGACUGUCAUGGCAAACACGGCUGCCUGUUCCGUCACGCCUGCCGCCGGUUCGUCUCCCGCCACGAAGCCCUCGGUUGUAAGCGCGGAGAGGCCGCGCGCUCGGGCGCCCGCGAUGCCCGAGCCCGUUGCCCCCCAGCCUCGCCGGGCCAUGGCAACCAGCGUGAUACGUCACACGGGUGACGCUGCUGCCCGCCCCCACGUUCCUGCUGCGCACGAGCGGGCGAAGGCAGCCGCAGGCUGCAGCACUUCCCAGGACUGGUGUGCAGCAGGUGACCCCAGACACUCCAGGCUGCCCCAGGACACAUGCGCUGCUGAUGGUUUAAUCAUCAAAAGCUCUCCAGGACCUCAGCCUUACGUGCACGACUCCAAUGAUAUUGUGACCAACCAAGGACAGCUCCCAGUCCAGCCCGCUUCGCCACGGGCCCACUUACCAAAGAACUGUGAGAACGACGUGCAGAAAGGAGCUACCUCGGGGACACCUGUCUCUGUUUCAAGCCCCCACGUUCUCUGUCAGAUGAUCCCUCUGAAUGGACAGAGCAGUAUGAUUAAUGCCUAUGUCAAAUCAACAGCUCCAACAGCUCCAACUCCAGUCAAGCCCAUCUUGCCACAGACAACUCCUCUGUCUCAACCUGUGCUCAUGGGACCUUCUGUGCCUCAGGGGACUGUUAUGUUGGUUCUCCCACAGACUGCUGUCACGCAGCCACCACAGUGCCCACAAACAGUAAUGACUGUCGGGAGCACCAAGUUACUGCCCCUUGCUCCUGCCCCCAUGUUCAUAGCUUCUGGUCAGAGCUGUGCCCCCCAGAUGGACUUCUCUAGACGGAGGAAUUACGUUUGCAGCUUCCCAGGGUGCAAGAAAACCUACUUCAAGAGUUCCCACCUCAAAGCCCACCUGCGCACUCACACUGGAGAAAAACCCUUCAGCUGCAACUGGGAGGGCUGCGACAAGAAGUUCGCCCGCUCCGACGAGCUGUCGCGCCACCGCCGCACGCACACGGGCGAGAAGAAGUUUGCGUGCCCCGUGUGCGAGCGCCGCUUCAUGCGGAGCGACCACCUGACGAAGCACGCGCGGCGCCACGCGGCCGCCAGGAGGGUGCCCGGCUGGCAGGCCGAGCUCGGCAAGCUGGGCCGCGGCGGCCAGGGCUAG
Messenger RNA from Tinamus guttatus (white-throated tinamou), 1761 nucleotides. NCBI's taxonomy places the organism in Eukaryota, Metazoa, Chordata, Aves, Tinamiformes, Tinamidae. The record is from RefSeq and is a predicted model, not a curated record.